AUGAGUUCUUUUGGCAUUUCGCCUGAAGAGUUUGUGUACGCAGCUAGGGAUUUCGUAGAUCUAUCAGAUAAGUACCGCGAUAGCUGGACUCUCCAUCAGAACGACAAUGAGAUUUUGCAAACUUACAUACGUAAAGAAGAAUUCAUUAGUCACAGAGACGAGAACGACAAAGUAUUUCUCUAUAGGGCGGAAUACGUAAUCUUCUUUAAUCUCAGCUACGGCGUGCCAUCUUUUAGCUUCAACGUCUGGGAUUGCUCUGGGAAGUUGCUUACUCUGGAAGAAGUUCGUCAGAUUUCUCUAAUAAAAACUACAAAAGAGAACUUCUACUCGGUGGUAUCCCAGCAAGAACAUCCAGUGCUCUACAAGCCGUACUUCAUUGUCCACCCGUGCAGAACUGCCACCAUCCUCCAAGAGUUCAAGAGCAAGUCGAGGAACAUCAUUCUAACAUUCCUCGGCCUCAUCAUCCCUCUGGUGCAAUUAAACUUGCCGCUCGAGUUCGCGAGAUAG
Molecule: messenger RNA, 507 nt
Organism: Danaus chrysippus (African queen)
Lineage: Eukaryota; Metazoa; Arthropoda; Insecta; Lepidoptera; Nymphalidae
Source: the annotation of a GenBank genome assembly